This is a messenger RNA of Dimorphilus gyrociliatus, 732 nucleotides long. The record is from the annotation of a GenBank genome assembly. Lineage: Eukaryota; Metazoa; Annelida; Polychaeta; Dinophilidae.
AUAUAUCAAUUUCAAAACUAUUGCACAAUUCAAGAGUAAUACAUAUUGCUUAACAAUUUGUUCAAUUUAUUAAUUUGUUAAUUUGUUGAAGAAAAGAUGCUUUUAUCAAUCGCUCAUAUAAUAAGAUCGAAAAAAAUAAUACUUGCCAGUGGAUCGCCACGCCGAAAAGAAAUUCUCUCAAAUGCAGGUUUAAAGGUUGAUAUCAUUCCGUCAAAGUUCGAAGAAAAUCUCGACAAGACAACCUAUAAAGACACGUUUGAAUAUGCUAUUGAUACAUCAUAUCAUAAAGGCUUAGAAGUUGUUGAUCGCAUGAUUAAUGAAGGAAAAGAAUUUGAUUUGGUUAUUGCCGCUGAUACAAUAGUGACCAUGAAUGAUAAAAUUUUUGAAAAACCACGUUCAAUGGAAGAUGCGGUUGAGAUGCUAAAAGGAUUCCGGGGGCUAAGUCAUGUUGUAUAUACUGGUGUCACAUUAAUAUUUAACGAAGGAGGAAAAAGAAACAUUGAACGUUUUCAUUGUGGAACACAAGUAAAAUUUUCGAACGUUGACCUAAAAACUAUUGAAGCAUACGUUUCAACUGGAGAAUCUAUGGAUAAAGCUGGUGGAUAUGGUAUUCAAGCCCUUGGAGGAUCCCUUGUUGAAGAAAUUAAGGGAGAUUAUUUUAACGUUAUGGGACUACCAUUGAAUUCUUUAUUCAAAAGAAUUUAUGAUCAUUAUCAGGCGAAUAGUGAUUAA